CAUUAAUAAAAAAACAGAAACAACACAAAAAACCCCAACCCAAGAGUACUCCCUCAAAAGAAAAAAAACUGUGAAAGAAAGAAGUUUCGAGCUGCUUUUAUUUUUUUGCAACACCAGAUCUGAUUCGUUAAACGGUUUUAUGACAUUUACAACAUUAUAACUGAAGGUAUCUCAGUUAAAGAAUAAUACAUUUUUGGUAUAUUCAAUAUAGAAUGGAAGGUGGAUUGUCAAGCUUCUGGGGUCCUGUUACAUCCGCUGAGUGGUGUGAGAAAAACUAUGUUCACUCAUCUUACAUUGCAGAGUUUUUCAACACGAUAUCCAAUGUCCCAGGCAUUCUAUUGGCACUCAUUGGCCUUAUAAAUGCCUUAAGACAACGAUUUGAGAAGAGGUUUAGUGUCCUUCAUAUAUCUAACAUGAUACUCGCCAUUGGGAGCAUGCUAUACCACGCCACACUGCAGCGCGUGCAACAGCAAGGUGAUGAAACACCAAUGGUGUGGGAAAUGCUUCUAUACUUUUACAUCCUCUACUCACCAGAUUGGCACUAUCGAAGUACAAUGCCCACCUUCCUGUUCAUUUAUGGAGCUGGAUUUGCAGUAGUCCAUGCUCUGUUCCGCUUUGGAAUUGGCUUCAAGGUGCAUUAUGUUGUUCUCUGCCUUCUCUGCAUCCCUCGCAUGUACAAAUACUACAUCUACACUAAUGACGUCUCUGCAAAGCGGCUUGCAAAGCUAUAUGUAGUAACUUUGUUCCUAGGGAGUAUGUGUUGGCUUUCUGACCGGGUGUUCUGCAAGGAGAUUUCUCAAUGGUACUUUAACCCCCAGGGUCAUGCUCUAUGGCAUGUCUUGAUGGGCUUCAAUUCAUAUUUUGCCAACACAUUCUUGAUGUUUUGUCGUGCUCAGCAGCGAGGGUGGGAUCCCAAAGUUGUCCACUUCAUGGGUUUUUUCCCCUAUGUCAAGGUUCAAAAACCAAAGAGCCAGUGAAAAAAAGCUUUGCUGCACUUGAGUUAAUCGUCUCUUCAACCUUUUUACUCCCUCAAGUCUGAUUUUGGCACUAGGUGUUUGUUUUUGUCAGGUCACAGGCAUAGGAAUCACAAUUCUUUUUACCUUCUGUCUUAAAAGAGAGGAUGUAAAUGAUAAUUUAAUGUUGAUAUUAUUGGAGGGACAUCGGUUAUUUUUGACUGUAACACUAGUGUUUUUGCCCAGUAAAAGAGAAUAGAUAGUUGUUUGUCCCAAGAGAUUGGCUUAUUAGAUAUAUUCAACAGGAUAUUGAUAUCAACACAGAAGAAUUAAAAACUUA
Molecule: messenger RNA, 1293 nt
Organism: Theobroma umbraticum
Lineage: Eukaryota; Viridiplantae; Streptophyta; Magnoliopsida; Malvales; Malvaceae
Product: alkaline ceramidase-like
Biological process (GO): ceramide metabolic process; response to salt stress; autophagy
Cellular component (GO): membrane
Molecular function (GO): hydrolase activity, acting on carbon-nitrogen (but not peptide) bonds, in linear amides
Source: RefSeq, a predicted model, not a curated record